ACGCCUACACACUCUCAACACCCCUCACACUUCACAAUCAGCAAUGGCUCGUACCAAGCAGACCGCCCGCAAGUCCACUGGUGGCAAGGCGCCCCGUAAGCAGCUCGCUGCAAAGUCCCAAGCGCGCAAGACCGCCGCAGCAAACGCGACCGGCGGUGUGAAGAAGCCCCAUCGUUUCCGCCCGGGCACGGUCGCCCUCCGCGAAAUCCGGCGGUACCAAAAGUCGACCGAGCUCCUCAUCCGCAAGCUGCCCUUCCAGCGGCUCGUCCGCGAGAUCGCGCAGGACUUCAAGACCGACCUCCGCUUCCAGUCGUCCGCCGUGAUGGCGCUCCAGGAGGCGUCGGAGGCAUACCUCGUCUCCCUCUUCGAGGACACCAACCUCGCCGCCAUCCACGCGAAGCGUGUCACCAUCCAGCCCAAGGACCUCGCGCUCGCGCGGCGGCUCCGCGGCGAGCGCUCAUAG
Messenger RNA from Rhodofomes roseus, 463 nucleotides. Its product is annotated as histone H3. The record is from RefSeq and is a predicted model, not a curated record. Gene Ontology annotation, cellular component: nucleosome. Gene Ontology annotation, molecular function: DNA binding; structural constituent of chromatin; protein heterodimerization activity. Lineage: Eukaryota; Fungi; Basidiomycota; Agaricomycetes; Polyporales; Fomitopsidaceae. The transcript is spliced from 4 exons. Bases 44 to 463 code for a protein of 139 amino acids.